Messenger RNA from Dioscorea cayenensis subsp. rotundata (Guinea yam), 3206 nucleotides. Its product is annotated as eukaryotic translation initiation factor 3 subunit C. The transcript is spliced from 4 exons. Gene Ontology annotation, molecular function: translation initiation factor activity; translation initiation factor binding; RNA binding. Lineage: Eukaryota; Viridiplantae; Streptophyta; Magnoliopsida; Dioscoreales; Dioscoreaceae. The record is from RefSeq and is a predicted model, not a curated record. Gene Ontology annotation, cellular component: eukaryotic translation initiation factor 3 complex. Gene Ontology annotation, biological process: translational initiation. Bases 146 to 2965 code for a protein of 939 amino acids.
CCAUACUGUUCCUCCAUCACUGCUGCUUGAGAACCAGGUGAGGUUUGAUUCUUUUUCUAUCUCCCUAAUUCUCCCUAAUUCGUAAAAUCUACCAAUUUUUCUUCAGGGUAUUCUUCUCUGUUCGAAUAGACUACGCUAGAGAAUCAUGGCUUCUCGUUUCUGGACGCAGGGUGGCAGUGACAGUGAGGAGGAGGAGGAGAGUCAGUAUGAGGGAAGCGAUGUUGAGGCGGGGCCGGCCGAGUCGGCCACCGGCCCACCCGAAAAUCGAUAUAUUAAGGGCAAUGCUUCUGAUAGUGAAGACUCUGAUGGUGGUCGCCGGCGUGAGGUCAGGUCUGCACGGGAUAAGAGGUUUGAUGAGAUGGUGGCCACUGUUGACCAGAUGCGCAACGCGAUGAAGAUCAAUGAUUGGGUGAGCCUCCAAGAGAGCUUUGAGAAAAUCAACAAACAGCUUGAGAAGGUCCUUCGUGUCACUGAGUCUGAAAAGGUGCCCAACCUCUACAUUAAGGCUCUUGUGAUGCUUGAGGAUUUCUUGGCCCAGGCCUUAGCCAAUAAAGAUGCUAGGAAGAAGAUGAGCAGUUCCAAUGCCAAGGCUUUGAACUCUAUGAAACAGAAACUAAAGAAGAAUAACAAACAGUAUGAGGAGUUGAUAAUUAAGUACCGUGAGAAGCCUGAAAGUGAGGAUGAGGGGGAUGAAGAUGAUGAGGAAGACGGUGAGGAGGAUGAUGAUUCAGGUUCAGAGGUUGAAGAAGACCCUUCAAAGAUUACACUGUCAGACGGGGAUGAGGAUGAGGAUGAUGAUGCGCAAGCAGAGAGUGGAGGGUGGGAAAAGAAGAUGAGCAAGAAGGAUAAGCUCAUGGACAAGCAGUUCAUGAAAGACCCUAGUGAGAUCACUUGGGAUAUUGUUGAUAAGAAGCUUAAAGAAAUUGUGGCAGCAAGGGGCAGGAAGGGAACUGGAAGAAUCGAGCAGGUGGAGCAGCUUACUUUCUUGACACGAGUUGCAAAGACCCCUGCACAGAAGCUUGAAAUUUUGUUCAGUGUAAUUUCAGCUCAGUUUGAUGUGAAUCCAAGUUUGCUUGGACACAUGCCUGUCAAUGUGUGGAAGAAGUGUGUUGACAACAUGCUCCUUGUGCUCGAUAUUCUUGAGCAGUACCCCAAUAUUGUAGUGGAUGACACUGUUGAACCUGAGGAGAAUGAGACACAGAAGGGUGUGGACCAUAAGGGAACUAUACGAGUGUGGGGCAACUUGGUUGCCUUCCUUGAGAGGUUGGACUCUGAGUUUUUUAAGAGCUUGCAGUGCACUGAUCCUCAUACCAGGGACUAUGUGGAGAGGCUCAGGGAUGAGCCUUUAUUUUUAGUUGUUGCACAGAAUGUUCAGGAAUAUCUGGAGAGGGUGGGGGAUUUCAAGGCAGCUGCUAAGGUGGCACUAAAGCGUGUUGAGCUUAUUUAUUAUAAACCACAGGGCGUCUAUGAUGCUAUGAGGAAGUUGGCAGAGUCUGAUAGAACUGAAAUUGGUGGAGAGGAUGGGGAUGAGGAAGCAAGUGAGGAACGUCAGGCUGCUGAGGAGAUUAGGGGCCCCCCAGCAUUUGUUGUUAUUCCUGAGCUUGUCCGCCGCCGGCCUACUUUCCCAGAGAGUAGUAGGGAGCUGAUGGAUCUGCUUGUGUCACUCAUCUACAAGUAUGGAGAUGAGAGAACUAAGGCUAGGGCUAUGCUUUGUGACAUAUACCAUCAUGCCAUUUUUGAUGAGUUCUCCAUUGCUCGGGACCUGCUUUUGAUGAGCCAUCUGCAGGAAGGGAUUCAGCUUUUGGACAUAUCAUCACAGAUAUUGUUUAAUAGGGCAAUGGCGCAGCUUGGGUUGUGUGCCUUUAGGGCAGGGCUUAUUAUUGAAGCACAUGGAUGCUUGUCUGAACUGUAUACUGGAGGAAGAGUAAAGGAGUUAAUUGCACAAGGUGUAUCACAAAAUCGUUACCAUGAAAAGACCCCUGAGCAGGAAAAACUCGAGAGGAGAAGGCAGAUGCCGUAUCAUAUGCACAUAAACCUUGAGCUCCUCGAAGCCACUCAUUUGAUCUGCGCAAUGCUUCUUGAGGUACCCAACAUGGCUUCCAACAUUCAUGAUGCCAAGCGGAAGGUUAUAAGUAAGACAUUUCGAAGACUCCUUGAAGUAAGUGAGAGGCAGACAUUUGUUGGGCCUCCAGAGAAUGUGAGGGACCAUGUAAUGGCUGCCACAAGAGCCCUUAGCAAAGGAGACUAUCAGAAAGCCUUUGAUGUCAUAGAUUCCCUUGAAAUCUGGAAACUCCUAACAAACCGGGUGAGUGUGAUGGAGAUGUUGAAGGCUAAGAUAAAGGAUGAGGCUCUAAGGACUUACCUCUUCGCCUAUUCAUCAUGCUAUGAGUCCCUGAGCCUAGAUCAGCUGAUGAUCAUGUUUGACCUUUCGGAGUCUCAAGCUCACAGCAUAGUGAGCAAGAUGAUGAUUACAGAAGAACUUCAUGCUAGCUGGGACCAGCCAACCAAGUGCAUUGUGUUUCACAACGUCGAACACAACAGGCUGCAGAACCUUCUGUUCCAGAUGGCAGACAAACUUGCAAUACUUACUGAGAGCAAUGAGAGGGCAUUUGAGGUACGAACUGGUGGCGGAGUUGAUGGAUUGCCACCACGGCGGAGGGGAGAUGCACAGGACUAUACAGGUGCAUCUGGUAGAUGGCAGGAAAAUUUCCUCUCAAACUCACAGGGGAGACUGGGUAGCGGAUAUGGAUCACGGACAGGAUAUGGAGGCAGAUCAGGUGGCCCUGGGCAGGUUGGAGAUCGAUCUGCGCAAGGUGCUCGGGGGCCGGGUGGUUAUCAGAGCAUGCGAUUUCAAGAUGGUUACAGGAGCGGAGGCAGGAACUAUCAGUCUGGUUCAGGAACUAGGGGUUCACAGAUGGAUCCUUCAGCGCGCAUGGUAAAUCUCAACAAGGCUGUUAAGGUUUAAUAAUAAGCCAAGGAACUUGACGGAAUUUACGACUCUGAGAGAAAGGCAAUCAGUCUAAAUUUUGGUUCUUCUAUUUAUUUGCUCCGUUGUCAAUUAGUAAUUAAUUUGGUUACUGUAUCAGUUUAUUUCUCUAGUGUUAUUUUGAAACAAUUUUAUUGGCUUCUUCUUUGAGUGUUGAGGCUGUAAACUUAAUGGCACUCUUGAAACUUAAGCUUAACGUAUGUUUACAUUUUUGUAUUCA